CACAACCCCCCCCCAAAAUGGCUGGUGUCAGGAUUCUUUAUCAUGGCUUUCCUGAUGGGUCCUCAGGAAUCCUGGGUUAUCAAAGAGGACCAUGUGAUCAUCCAGGCUGAGUUCUAUCUGACCCCUGACCAAUCAGGCGAGUUUAUGUUUGACUUCGAUGGUGAUGAGAUUUUCCACGUGGAUAUGGAAAAGAAGGAGACAGUGUGGCAGCUGGAAGAUUUGGAGCUUGCCAGCUUUGAGGCACAGGGUGCCUUGGCUAACAUAGCUGUGGACAAAGCUAACCUAGACAUCAUGAUAAAGUGCUCCAACCACACUGCAAACACCAACGUACCUCCAGAGGUGACUGUGCUCUCAAACACCCCUGUGGAACUGGGAGAGCCCAACACCCUCAUCUGCUUCAUCGACAAGUUCUCCCCACCAGUGAUCAAUGUCACGUGGCUUCGAAAUGGAAACCCUGUCACCACAGGAGUGUCUGAGACAGUCUUCCUGCCCAGGGAAGACCACCUUUUCCGCAAGUUCCACUAUCUCCCCUUCCUGCCCUCAGCCAACGAUGUCUAUGACUGCAAGGUGGAGCACUGGGGUUUGGAGGAGCCUCUUCUCAAACACUGGGAGUUUGAACCACCAACCCCUCUCCCAGAGACACCUGAGAAUGUGGUGUGUGCCCUGAGCCUGGUUGUGGGUUUGGUGGGUAUCAUUGUCGGGACCAUCUUCAUCAUCAAGGGCUUGCACAAGACCAAUGCUGGUGAAUGCCGAGGGCCUCUGUGAAGCACUACAGGCAAUGGAGUUUCCUAAAGAAAUCAGUGAAGAAAUUUGUGCUUCAAAAACUUUAUAAACCUGGCAGUACUCCAACCAUUCACCUCUCUGAAGAUAACCAUUCUUCCACAUUUUUCAGACCUUUCAAUAGUCUAAAAAUAAUAAUGUCCUCCUGAUCUGUCCAGAUUCUGUUAUUUAGUCAUUCCUUGUUUGUUGUCCCUCCUUGGGACUGUUUUCCUCCGUUUUUAUAUCACCAUGCAGUGUGUCUGGAAUAGACCUCAUUGGAUUUUUCUCUGCUAUGGAACCUUAUAAAUGUUCAACACAGACAUCCCUUCUACACUUAUUGCUUGGGUUUCUUCAAAUUGUGAUUGUGAUUUUUUGAACACAAUAAACUAUUGGAUGAGUCUGAGAUGAA
Messenger RNA from Enhydra lutris kenyoni (northern sea otter), 1168 nucleotides. Its product is annotated as HLA class II histocompatibility antigen, DR alpha chain-like. Gene Ontology annotation, biological process: positive regulation of T cell activation; immunoglobulin production involved in immunoglobulin-mediated immune response; immune response. Gene Ontology annotation, molecular function: MHC class II protein complex binding. Lineage: Eukaryota; Metazoa; Chordata; Mammalia; Carnivora; Mustelidae. Gene Ontology annotation, cellular component: MHC class II protein complex; membrane. The record is from RefSeq and is a predicted model, not a curated record.